This is a messenger RNA of Plasmodium gonderi, 822 nucleotides long. RefSeq lists its product as hypothetical. The record is from RefSeq and is a predicted model, not a curated record. The transcript has 5 exons. Lineage: Eukaryota; Apicomplexa; Aconoidasida; Haemosporida; Plasmodiidae. The coding region runs from base 1 to 822 and encodes 273 amino acids.
AUGAAAGAAAAUAUAAAGAUACUGUACAUACAUGGAUUUCACGUAUUUGGAGAAAGCAAAAAGAAAGAACUUCUCGAAAAUGCAGUAGGCAAAAAGAAUUUGAUGGUAUCCAGUAUAAAUCAGAAGCGCAGUAUCAGUUCAUUUAUAUUAUUCCUUCUAUUUAUACUUUGUGUUAUGUUAUUUAACAUUUAUGUGUCCUACAAGUUUUCCGAUCUUUUAUUUUUUUUGAUAACUGUGAUAUUAUCGGUUAUCAUACUUAUAGUUAUAUAUCUCAUCGGAUCUAAUUUAAUUCUUUAUUAUAUAAUGAAAAAAUCAAUUAAGCAAGCAGAACAAAAGGUGCAAUUAUAUAACCCUGAUGUUAUCGUCGGAAUUUACUUCGGGGCUGUGGUGGCUAUGAAUCUCAAUUACAAGAAUGGGAAGAAACCCCUCAUUCUUGUAUCCCCUUCUGUGAAGACAUUUCAAAAAUUUACGCAUAACUUAGAAACAGAUUUGUCCACAUUUCCAUAUGUAAUAAUUGUGCAUGGAUCAAGGGACACAACAACCCCCAUAAGUGUUUGCAACAAGUUGAUUUCUUCAAUUCCUUUGGGAAAAGGAAGACUGGAAAUUAUAGAAGAUGAUCAUUCUUAUUCAAAGUUAAAGGAAUCCGAUUUUAAGGCAUGGAUUAAAGAAGCCAAUUAUACUCCAUCAACGAGUGCAGUUCACGUUGCAAAGAAAUUGAAGGAUGAACCGAUUGGACAAAAUAUUCGAAUAAACACAGAAACCCUCAGUGAAUCUUCUUCCUUCGAAAAUUACAAUGCUAGAGAAGACGACCCCUUGGUUUGA